Molecule: messenger RNA, 1732 nt
Organism: Perca fluviatilis (European perch)
Lineage: Eukaryota; Metazoa; Chordata; Actinopteri; Perciformes; Percidae
Gene: eif4e1c
Product: eukaryotic translation initiation factor 4E family member 1c
Exons: 7
Coding region: 95-727 (210 amino acids)
Biological process (GO): translational initiation
Cellular component (GO): eukaryotic translation initiation factor 4F complex; cytoplasm
Molecular function (GO): RNA 7-methylguanosine cap binding; translation initiation factor activity
Source: RefSeq, a predicted model, not a curated record
UGGCUUCCGUAGGUGUGUGAGUGUCUGGAGUGUGACCAGAGUGACGCGGUGUGACGCAGAAGCGCUGAACAGGCAGAACAUUUCUACUGUCAAGAUGGCGACAUCCGAGCCGAAGGCACCCGAAACUGCAGAACCACCAACUGAAAGCCAAGUCGUUGCAAAUCCUGAGCAGUAUAUCAAGCACCCCUUGCAAAACAGAUGGGCCCUGUGGUAUUUCAAAAACGACAAGAGCAAAAGCUGGACAGAGAACUUGCGUCUCAUUUCCAAGUUUGACACAGUUGAAGACUUUUGGGCAUUAUACAACCACAUACAGCAACCAAGCAAACUUGGCUUUGGCUGCGAUUAUUGUUUAUUUAAGGAUGGGAUCAAGCCAAUGUGGGAGGACGAUAGGAACAAGCUGGGGGGUCGAUGGCUGAUGACUCUCAAUAAGCAACAGAGACACAAUGACCUUGACCGCUACUGGAUGGAGACGCUCUUGUGUUUAGUCGGUGAGUCAUUUGAUGAGGCAAGUGAAGAUGUGUGUGGAGCUGUGGUCAACGUCAGACCUAAAGGUGACAAAAUAGCCAUCUGGACGAGCAACUGCCAAAACAGGGAAGCCAUCAUGACGAUAGGGCAAAAUUAUAAAGAGCGUCUGAACCUCCCCAUCAAAGCCUUGAUUGGCUACCAGUCGCAUGACGACACAUCCAGCAAGAGUGGGUCCACCACCAAGAACAUGUACUCCGUUUGAAAAACUCCACCACCCCCAUUUCAACUUGCUGUAGAUUUAAACAAUUACAGACCGCAUCAUCACAAUAAUAAUUUUGAGUUGUCAAGUGUCUUUUCCUUUUUAUUGAGAAGAGAAUUGUUCAUAGUGUAUACAGCUGGAGCUUCCUGCAACAUGAGAAACCAGUGGGGUGAUGUUUAUAAAUAGGGAGGAGGCCAGAAAGGAGUAUUUAGUUCAAAAUGUAACUGGUGAGCGAGAUAAUACAAAUUAUUUCCUUUUUAGAGUUGAAGAGUUCUGUGAUUAAUACCAGUGGCCUCCCCUAGCUUAGCUAAGAAAAAUGUUUUUUUCAGUACUUAAUAACUAAAACUAUACAGUCUUGCGUUUUUCUUAUGCUGAGUUCUCACUCAGUACAAAAACAGUUUCUCACCUCACAGGUAAAGAGGAAAGUCAUCUUAUCCUUUCACUGAACAAUUUUUAAUGGCAAUUUUAACUUGAUUUUUCCAGAAGUGUUACGCAUGAGUUGGGUUUUCAGACACACCCACUUGAAGAAUCUACAGUAUCUUAAAGGUUUGUAAAAGCUGUGGUCGCACUCCAAAGUAUAUGGUUUGGAUUUGGGGCCACUUAUUGUUUCAGCCAUGCUGGAAUUGUGGAAUAUUGCUUGUAGAACUUUUUUAACUUUUUUUCUUCCCCUUACAUUUAUUUAUAAUGUAUGCAUUGCAGUUGAAUUACUUAGUUGAAAGACGACCAUGAAAUGUUUUUUUCUUUUCUUUUUUUUUAUAUAUAUAGAGUACUGCAUAUAGAUGAAUUUUUUUUACCAUAAAGUAAAGAUGCUGAAAGAAUUAGGUGUGCUUUUCACUGUUUUCUUCCUAACAAAAACUGUAGAUAAUGUCACACUCCUCUCUUGUUUAAUGCAAAGAAAAGAUAUUCAUUGUGAAAUGAUUUUGCUGAUAAUGUAUCUUUAUCUGUAAUUCCAGGAUGUAUAUUACCUUCUUUCAAGUAAAGGUUAAGUGCUUUGCAUUAAAACCAGAA